Molecule: messenger RNA, 2399 nt
Organism: Neoarius graeffei (lesser salmon catfish)
Lineage: Eukaryota; Metazoa; Chordata; Actinopteri; Siluriformes; Ariidae
Gene: gjb10
Product: gap junction protein beta 10
Exons: 2
Coding region: 197-979 (260 amino acids)
Biological process (GO): cell communication
Cellular component (GO): connexin complex
Source: RefSeq, a predicted model, not a curated record
AUCAUGCCAGUUUUCAGGCUGAAGCAGGCAGUUAGUGAUGACUUGUUGCUGUAGUUGGACUGAGGACGAAGCGGUUUCUACAAGUCUUUAAGUUUUCUGCUUUGAUUUAUCUUUAAUAACCUUCUGUGUUUUCUGAAGAUCCAGUCCUCCUUCACUCAGCGUUCUCUCUCAGGAUCUCCAAGAACCAGUCAGCGCCAUGAACUGGUCAUUCCUAGAAGGUCUCAUCAGCGGGGUCAACAAAUAUUCAACUGCGUUGGGACGCAUCUGGCUGUCUGUGGUCUUUUUGUUCCGUGUCAUGGUGUUUGUGGUGGCUGCGGAGAAGGUCUGGGGUGAUGAGCAGAAGGAUUUCAAGUGUAACACGGCACAGCCGGGCUGCCACAACGUCUGCUACGACCACUUCUUCCCCAUCUCACACAUUCGCUUGUGGGCACUGCAGCUGAUCUUCGUGACGUGUCCGUCGCUGCUUGUGGUGCUGCACGUGGCGUACCGUGAAGAACGUGAGCGCAAACAUCGUGCCAAGUUUGGAGAAGCCUGUAACCGUCUUUACAUGAAUACAGGCAAGAAGCGUGGCGGACUCUGGUGGACCUACGUGCUUUCGCUGAUCGUCAAGAUGGGUGUAGAUGCUACGUUUGUCUACCUGCUGUACUAUCUGUAUGAAGGUUAUGACUUUCCGACGCUGGUGAAGUGCUCAGAGGCGCCAUGCCCCAAUGUGGUGGACUGCUUUAUCUCAAGGCCCACUGAGAAGAAGAUCUUCACACUCUUCAUGGUGAUCACCAGUAUGGUGUGCAUCCUGCUCUCGUUCUUUGAGACCCUCUACCUGGUGUGCAAGCGAUGCCUCGAGGGCAUCCAGACGCUCAGGGGUUCCAGGCAGGUGGCUCGUGCCACUUCCAUCCGCAACAUCAAGAACCCAAAUUCACUGUUGGAUGGCACUCAGAUGGUGGACAAAGCGCCAUCAUAUACAGUCAUGAUGUCACAUUGAGGAAACUGGAAAGGAACUUGAGAUAAACUUAAAAAGCAGGUUGAUGGUGACCAACAAUGGCAUUACGAAAUGGGUUUUGCAAUCCAAUAGUGAGAAUGAGAUCUGGUUUAAUCUUAAGAAGGUUUAUCUCAAAGAGCAAGAUAGAUGCACAGGUACUCAUCAAUGUAGUAAACUUCUCUGUAUCUGGAGUUUCUGGGUUUGUUCCUCAUACCAUUCAUUUACUCAACACUACCAAACAGGUGAACUGAUAAUGGGGUGUAGCUCUGUUUAUGAAUGUUUUUAACUUGCAUCGACAAGUUCCAUCAUGCCAUUUGCUUCUCUGCAACGUGUUCUGAAGUGGUUUGGGCUGUGAGUCAGUUUCAACCACGAGGAAAAGCAAGCAGGGUCCUUUGUUUAAACCGUUCUUGAUUCACAAAAGAAAAGCACGUAAAUAGUGAAAGAUGAUUGUCCCACGCCCUAAAGUAACCAGGUGUGGGUAGUGCCACUGUCGAGAUUGCAUCAUUCCUGAUUGUUUUUACCAUUUGGUGUUACUUUUUUGUUUUUGUUUUUUAUGCAGAGCUAAUGGUGUCAAAACUGCUCAGAAAUUUAUUUGCAAAGAAAAAAUUGAAAAAGAAAAAAGAAAAAUCGCCAAAAUGUUGUGUGUGUGUGUGUGUUUGAACCUUAAUGGAACGUUUGAGGUACUGAAUGCUAGCUCUCACUUCUUGCAUGAAGAUGCAUGUACGGUACAUUUAUAAAGAGAUGUUUUCUCAGAAAAGUGCGUGAAUCUCAAAAUGUUCCUGAUUCAGGAUCAUUGAUGUUGAUACUAAAUCAACAUCACCACAACAACCGCAUGCAUGGACAAUGAAAAGGAGAAAAGAAGCACAAUAGUUUGGUUAAGUUCAUUGAUUUGAUUUGUCAUGUGAGAAAGAAAUCGCAUAAUAUUUUAAAGAAGUUUCAGCCUGAUGGCUAACGCAGAACAAGAACACAUCUGUUUGUCCUUUUGCAUUUUUUUUUGUCCGUCCCACAAAAAACGAGUCUCAGAAGCUCGUCUUUUUGCCAGGGUGUAUCCAUUAAAAGCCCAGCGCGACGAACCAAAGAAGCUCCAUGACUCAUCGGCCCCAUUACAUCUGAAUCUGGUUUGUUUUUGGAGGAAACCUGAAGCCUUUGGCUCACACACACAGAGAGAGAGAGAGAGAGAGUGUGUGUGUCUGUGGCUAAGCUUGCAUGGUGCUUUUUUUCAAAUGCUAAAACCUCCUUCAAAAAAUGUAGACAACACAGAGCAAACACCUACUUGUGAAAUAUACAUGUUUUUUUUCCUUUUAAUUAUUAUUAUUUUAUUAUAUUAUUAUAUGGGCGGCACGGUGGUGUAGUGGUUAGCGCUGUCGCCUCACAGCAAGAAGGUCCUGGGUUCGAGCCCCGGGGCCGGCGAGGGCCUUUCUGU